Messenger RNA from Fusarium oxysporum Fo47, 1206 nucleotides. Its product is annotated as glycerate dehydrogenase. The coding region runs from base 26 to 1174 and encodes 382 amino acids. The record is from RefSeq and is a predicted model, not a curated record. Lineage: Eukaryota; Fungi; Ascomycota; Sordariomycetes; Hypocreales; Nectriaceae. The transcript has a single exon. Gene Ontology annotation, molecular function: oxidoreductase activity, acting on the CH-OH group of donors, NAD or NADP as acceptor; NAD binding.
GGCUUCAAAAGAACAUUGAAUUGAGAUGCUUCCUACUAUGCGUUCACUGGGCCGUACUGCUCGUGGGCUUCCACUCCACGGAGAAUCAUCAAUACCCUCCCUGUUAGUCUUGGACGACUACCUUCGGAUCUCAGCAAAACAUUUUGGGCACUUGCAGCCUCCGAAAUUACAAGUAGAAUUGUCUGAUGCCCACCUUCCUCAGCGAACUGCUGAAGAGCGGAGCAACUUGAUUGAGAAGCUCUACCCGUACGACAUCAUCUCCACCAUGCGUGAGCGAACCCCGUUCUCUGGGGAGCUGCUGCACCAGCUACCCAACUUGAAGCUGCUACUAUGUACCGGUACUCAGUUUGAGACCUUUGAUCUAGAGACAGCCAAGAAGCUGGGGAUCACAGUUGCUUCAGCGCUAGGUCGCGGCCGGAGUGACGGAACACAGCAUAAGCAGGACAUCCGCAAAGGAGGAAGCCAUCCUGCAACGCACCACACAUGGGCUAUGAUCCUUGCUCUGGCUAGAAACAUCGCUGCAGACGAUACUUCCAUCAAAGCCGGUGGAUGGCAGUCAGACAUGGCUAUUGGUCUGUCGGGAAAGACUUUGGGGGUCGUUGGUCUGGGAAGGUUGGGAGCAGCAGUGGCAAGAAUUGGGUCUUUGGCCUUUGGCAUGAAGAUCAAGUGCUGGAGCAGCAGUUUAGACCAAGCUAGGGCUGAUGAGAUGGCUGUCAAGCUUGGCCUGCCCAUUGAGGAUGAGGAUGGCGACAAGACCUUUCAAGCAGUUAGUAAGGAAGAGCUGUUUGCAACUGCUGAUGUAGUCACUCUGCACUACGUUUUGAGUGACCGAUCACGUGGUCUUAUUGGCGCCAAGGAACUUGCAGCGAUGAAGCAGACGGCGUUGCUAAUUAAUACAUCCCGCGCCGCGCUCAUUGAUGAGACGGCACUGCUGGAGGCAGCCAAUGAGUGUUCCAUUCGCGGCGUUGCACUCGACGUCUUUGGAUCUGAGCCUCUACCUGCAGAUAGUCCAUGGCGGUCUCAGGACUGGGGAAAAGGUAGGAAGAGUCGCGUGCUGGUAACGCCGCAUAUGGGGUACGUGGAGGAGGGCAUCAUGAAUCGCUGGUAUGCUGAACAGGCAGAAAACGUCGAGAGAUGGUUAGACGGAAAGGAUGUUCUCCAUCAACUGGUUUGAGGCAGCACUUAUUGUCCCUUCAGUAUGUACGU